Molecule: messenger RNA, 711 nt
Organism: Acanthosepion pharaonis
Lineage: Eukaryota; Metazoa; Mollusca; Cephalopoda; Sepiida; Sepiidae
Source: the annotation of a GenBank genome assembly
AUGUCUCUUCUCUAUGUCAAAGGUGACGAGUCCCUUUACGCUGUCAAAGGUGACGAGUCUCUUUUCUACGUAAAAGGCGACGUGUCUCUUUUCUACGUAAAAGGCGACGUGUCUCUUUUCUGCUUCAAAGGAAACGGGUCUCCUUUCUGCGUCAAAGGGGACGGGUCUCCUUUCUGCAUCAAAGGGGACGAGUCUCCUUUCUGCAUCAAAGGGGACGGGUUUCCUUUCUACGAAACGGGUCUCCUUUCUUCAUCAAAGGGACGAGUCUCCUUUCUACGUAAAAGGCGACGUGUCUCUCUUCUGCUUCAAAGGGGACGGGUCUCCUUUCUGCAUCAAAGGGGACGGGUCUCCUUUCUACGUAAAAGGCGACGUGUCUCUUUUCUGCUUCAAAGGGGACGGGUCUCCUUUCUGCAUCAAAGGGGACGGGUCUCCUUUCUACGUAAAAGGCGACGUGUCUCUUUUCUACGUAAAAGGCGACGUGUCUCUUUUCUGCUUCAAAGGAAACGGGUCUCCUUUCUGCAUCAAAGGGGACGGGUCUCCUUUCUAUGUAAAAGGCGACGUGUCUCUUUUCUGCUUCAAGGGGACAGGUCUCCUUUCUGCAUCAAACGGGAGGGGUCCCCUUUCUACGUAAAAGGCGACGUGUCUCUUUUCUGCUUCAAAGGGAACGGGUCAACUUUCUGCAUCAAAGGGGACGGUCUCCCUUCUACGUAA